This is a messenger RNA of Tupaia belangeri chinensis (Chinese tree shrew), 960 nucleotides long. Its product is annotated as olfactory receptor 8K3. Gene Ontology annotation, biological process: G protein-coupled receptor signaling pathway. Gene Ontology annotation, molecular function: G protein-coupled receptor activity; olfactory receptor activity. Lineage: Eukaryota; Metazoa; Chordata; Mammalia; Scandentia; Tupaiidae. The coding region runs from base 1 to 960 and encodes 319 amino acids. The transcript has a single exon. The record is from RefSeq and is a predicted model, not a curated record. Gene Ontology annotation, cellular component: membrane.
AUGGAAACACUCAACCUAACAGUGGUGAGUGAAUUUAUUCUCCUGGGAAUCACAGACCGCCCAGAACUGCAGGCUCCAUUAUUUGGACUGUUCCUCAUCAUCUAUGUGAUCUCACUAUUGGGCAACUUGGGCAUGAUCAUCCUCACCAAGGUGGACUCCAGGCUGAAAACCCCCAUGUACUAUUUCCUCCGACACCUGGCUCUUACAGAUCUUGGUUAUUCCACAGCUGUGGGACCGAAGAUGUUAGUAAAUUUUGUGGUGGAACAAAAUACCAUCUCCUAUUAUUUGUGUGCCACACAGCUAGCAUUUUUUCUCGUGUUCAUUGUUUGUGAACUUUUCAUUCUGUCAGCGAUGUCAUACGACCGCUACGUGGCCAUCUGUAACCCUCUGCUCUACACUGUCAUCAUGUCACAAAGGGUGUGUCUGGUGCUGGUAGCAAUCCCCUAUCUCUACAGUACAUUUGUUUCACUCCUAGUCACCGUCAAGAUUUUCACUUCACCUUUCUGUGGCUGCAAUGUUGUCAGUUAUUUCUACUGUGACAGUCUCCCUUUGUUAUCUUUGCUCUGCUCAGAAACACAUGAAAUUGAACUGAUAAUUCUAAUCUUUGCAGCUUUGGAUUUGAUUUCAUCUCUUGUGAUAGUCCUUGUGUCUUACCUGCUCAUUCUCCUAGCCAUUCUCAGGAUGAAGUCCUCUGAGGGCAGACGGAAGGCUUUCUCUACCUGUGGAUCCCACCUGACCAUGGUCACAGUGUUCUAUGGGACUUUGAUAUUUAUGUAUGUGCAGCCCAAGUCCAGUCAUUCCUUUGACAUUGACAAAGUGGCUUCUCUAUUUUACACCUUGGUCAUCCCCAUGUUGAAUCCUUUGAUCUACAGUUUGAGGAACAAAGAUGUAAAAUAUGCCCUACAGAAGACACUGAGUAACUUAUGCAACAUUUUUUCUUCAAAGUUGAGUACAAUAUAA